Messenger RNA from Talaromyces atroroseus, 1788 nucleotides. RefSeq lists its product as hypothetical. Gene Ontology annotation, cellular component: guanyl-nucleotide exchange factor complex; eukaryotic translation initiation factor 2B complex. Bases 1 to 1788 code for a protein of 595 amino acids. The record is from RefSeq and is a predicted model, not a curated record. Gene Ontology annotation, molecular function: guanyl-nucleotide exchange factor activity; translation initiation factor activity. Gene Ontology annotation, biological process: cytoplasmic translational initiation. The transcript has 2 exons. NCBI's taxonomy places the organism in Eukaryota, Fungi, Ascomycota, Eurotiomycetes, Eurotiales, Trichocomaceae.
AUGCCUCACUCUGUUCCCAUUCCCUACUCUGGCUUCCAGGCCCUCAUCCUGUGCGGCCCCGGAGUCUCGCUCAAUACAUUCACGUCGAAUCCAGAAGAAUUUCCCAAAUGCCUUAUACCGAUCGCAAACAGGCCUAUGGUCUGGUAUCCGCUAGAUUGGUGCUAUAGAAUGGGAAUAACCAACAUCACAUUAAUAACCCCUCCCACAAGCAAAGCUCCUCUCGAAGCAGCUCUUUCACAGAACCCGCACCUUACAUCACUUCCCGCCCCUUCGCCCUCGGUUCUAGCGCCGAGUGACUUGACUCUCACAACGGGAACUGCGGAGUUGUUGCGGUUGCCCGAGGUACAAUCAGCCAUUAAAUCCGACUUUAUUCUUCUACCGUGCGAUCUUAUUUGUGACAUACCUGGAGAGUCACUGCUCGAGGCUUGGAUGGUAUCCCAGGCUGCCCUUAGUGGAUCAGCCGAAGAGCAAGGAGCGAAACGCGGCAGCAGCGCCAAGCUCUCUGACCUUCGCGGUGAAAGGGCGGGCCGCAGAGGCGGUCUUGGAGUGUGGUAUCAAACGCGUGAUAGAGAGGAAAGCGUCAAGGGCGAAGUAGCAGACUUUGUUGCGACGGCUCCGCUCGACCAGGAUGAGGCUCCCGUUGUGUAUCCGCCAGUUGAUGGGCAUGGCUCAAUACGAUAUAAUCUGUCCAAAUUGGUUUAUGCCAUGCCAAUGGACUCACUGAAGGAGAAAAUGGAGGAGGACAAGGGGUUGUUGAUCCGGCAUUCGCUGGUUAACAAGCAUGCGCGAGUCAAACUUUUGACAACAUAUAGAGAUGCCCACAUAUACAUAUUUGGCUACAUGGUCAAGGAGUUCGCAAGGAGGAAUGAGAAAUUCCAGAGCAUAAGCGAGGACUUGGUGGGCUGGUGGGCAAAGACCGAAUGGCAGGAAGGGCUAGGCGAGAAGCUUGGGCUCAGGGAAAUUCUCGAGGGCUCCUCGGAUGACCUGGCUAACGAUAACGCAAGUCACGAUGGCGAUGCGGUUGAGGACGAAGUUGACCUGCAAGCCAUGAGCACGACCAAAGCUGGAGGCUGUGGAGAUGGAGAAGACAAGUUCUCCAAGCAACCACAGUUCGCCUCGCGAGUCAACAUGACGGCUUCUGAAGCUGACUUGGAGAGCGCGGCAGUGGCUCAGAGCAAGAAGCAGUCGAAAUUAAACAUCCCGCCCAUGCUAUCCUACAUCCAUUCUUCAUUGCCUUCGGCACCGAUGGUGCGGCGUGUGGACAGCUCGGCCCUUCUACUUUCUGUGUCGCUGAAAUUGGCCAAGCUCGAAUCAAUCGAGGAAGUCGGUCGCCCGAGCUCGUCUCCCUUUGCCCAUGCUGCCAAAAUCGCAUACCCAGCUGGCAUUGCGCAACGCUGCACGGUGACCAAACACGACUGCUUGAUCGCGGAAAACGUGACUGUAGAAGAGAAAUGCGUGAUCAAGGAAACGGUCAUUGGCGCAAACUGCCACAUUGAAUCGGGAGCACGGCUCACGCGCUGUCUUAUCAUGGAUGGCGCGGUGGUGGGCGCUCGUUGUCAACUCACCGGGUGCAUUGUGGGGAGACGAAGUAAGAUUGGUCGCGAAUGUGUUCUCAAGGACUGCGAAGUGCAAGAUGGGAAUGCGGUGCCGGACGAGACUGAUGCGAAGAACGAGAAGUUCAUGGUUUUCGAAGGUCUCGACACUGAGGAUGGCGACGAAGACGGCAUGAGCCUGGACGGUGAUAAUGCGAACAAGUUUGACGAAGGGGGUGUAGAUCUAGGCUUUUGA